AUGUUCAGGCUAUCCCCUCGUAGGAGUCAGAGGAACAAAGGUUUGAAGGUGAAGCAUGCUCUUCAGAUUCUUGUUCUUGUUGGUGUUUGCAUCUGGUUGGUUUAUCAAGUCCAGAAUUCCCGAAGCAAGAAGGAGUCAUUUGGAGAAAGCGAAAAGAUCGCCGGGACUGUACAAAAGCUAGGGAGGAAAGACCUCCAACCAAAAAUCGAUAUGGUUUCUGAAGACGAAAACCAAAGAGAAGAUGGUGAAGAAGAAAGCAAACGCUUUGAUGAUGAUGUUAAGCCUGAGGAAAAUGAUCAUAAUGGUGAUAAACUAGGAGAGGAAGGAAACCGUGAAGCUGGAGAAAAGGAGACAGACACUACCGAGAAUGAUGUGAAAGAUGAAGAGAAGGAAGAUAACAAAGGUAUGGAUGGUGAAAGCAGAAAUGAGCCGGAAACUGAAGAGAAGGAGAAUGACCACAGUAAUGGUGAUACAGAGCAAAAUGGUGAAGAGAGUGGUGACAAUAAAGAGCAUGAAAGUGGAGAAGACAAUACAGGGAAACACGAGGAAGAGCAAAACGGUGAAGAGAGUGGUGAAAAUAAAGAGCAUGAAAGUGGAGUAGACAAUACGGAGAAACAUGAGGAAGAGCAAAACGGUGAAGAGAGUGGAGAAAAUAAAGAGAAUGAAAGCGUCGAAAAAGAAACUGAACAGAAGGAUGGUGAUGAAACAGACACGAAAGAAGAGGCUGGACAAAGUGAAGAGCCCAAAGAAAAUAAACAUGACCUGGAUGGAGGUGAAGAGCAGCAAGUUACAGAGAUGGCCAAAACUGAAAACAAGGAAACAGAGAACGGAGAAAACAAAGAUGUUGACAAUCAAGAUCACAAUGGAGAAAAGCAGGCAGACAGUGAAGAAAAGGAACAAAAAGAAGAGAGUACUAAGGUGGCAUCGCAGGAUGAGAAGGCCGAGAAGCAGGUAGAGAAUGAAGAGAAGGAACAGAAAGACGAGACACCUAAGGAGGAAUCGCAGGAUGAGAAGGUUAAUGAAAAUACUGAGACGCAGGUGGAGAAUGAAGAAAAGGAACGGAAAAAUGAGAAUACUAAGCUGGAAUCACAGGAAGAGAAGGUUGAUGAAAAUGCUGACAAGCAGGUUCACAAUGAAGAAAAGGAACAAAAAGAAGAGAAUUCUAAGGAAUCACAGGAAGAGAAGGUAAAUGAAAACACUGCAAAACAGGUUGACAAUGAAACAGAACAAAAUCAAGAAAACAGUCAGGCGGAAUCGCAUGAUGAGAAAGUUCAUGACAAUACUGAGAAGGUCAAUGAGAAUAUUGAGAAGCAAGCAGACAAUGAAGAAAAGCAUAAAAAAGAAGAGAAUGUUCAGGAUUCGCAUGAUGAGAAAGCUAAUGAAAACUCCGAGCAGCAGGGAGAAAAUGGUGCAAAUGAACAAAAAGAGGAGAACACUAAAGAAUCGCAGGAUGAAAAGGUUAAUGAAAAUACCGAGCAGACUCAUUCACAUGAUUCAGGCUCAAAUGACAAAGGUGAGACAAAUGAACAAAACAGUUCAUCGGGUUCAUUGAAGGAUGAAGGCAAUUCCAGUGGUAGCUCAGAGCAGGAACUGACUAAUAAACCAAGUUCUACAGAAGGAACAACAGAUGCUAAUGAACAGCAAAACAUUCAAGAAGUCUCCAACAGUAAUGCUGAUCAACAGAAGGAUGAUGGCACAGAGGCUACUCAGCAGGAGGUUACAAAGAACACAGAAUCAACAGAAGAAAAUAACAAAUCAGAUCAAAAGCAUGAGGGUUCAAAUGAAGGAACCGGCUCGACUACCUCAAAUUCAAAUCCAAAGGAUGAGAGCUCAUCAAACGGUGAAGGCUCAAAUGACAAAGAUUCUGGUUCUACAAAUGGCCAAACUGCUGGUACUGAAAACAAUAGCGAUAGUUCUUCUGGCAAUGAGUAUAAUGGAAAAACUGAGACACAGAACACUGAGACUCAGUCAGAGACAAAUACAGACCAAAAAAUCAAUCCCUCGAAUGACAAUGAUGGUACUGAUUCUGGGGAAAGCAAGUCAGCAGAUUCUUCUGGUUCCUCAAAUGCUGAGAAUACCGAGGCAUCUACAAACUCAAAUGAGAAUGGCAAUGCUGGGGAGCAACAUAAUGAAGUUGACUCAUCCAGUUCUUCGGUUACUCAAGAAGAGAAAGAUGCUCGUACGGACCUGGGAACUUUGCCAGAUACUGGUAGUGAGACAAGCAGUCAUCAAGAUGCAGUUGCCUAG
Molecule: messenger RNA, 2247 nt
Organism: Oldenlandia corymbosa var. corymbosa
Lineage: Eukaryota; Viridiplantae; Streptophyta; Magnoliopsida; Gentianales; Rubiaceae
Source: the annotation of a GenBank genome assembly